AUGAGAGCCGCCACAUUUCUGAUGAUUUACCGCGUACUAGUCAACGUUCCGGCCAUGUUCCUGGGCUUAUUCUGUGGCGCCUGGAGUGACCACACGGGCCGAAAACUGCCCAUGAUGAUUCCCAGCCUGGGCAGUAUCUUCGCGGUGGUUCUUUACAUGCUGGGCUUGUUACUGCGAGAACAUACGCUAGUCAUCAUAAUGGCGGGGGCUUUGGUACAGGGUUUGCUGGGAAAGAGCUCAGUGAUCACUAUGGCAGUCAACAGCUACAUCACAGACACCACGACGAACGAGGAGCGCACCCGCAAACUGGGGAAACUGCUGGCGAUGAACUUCUUUGGCCUUUUUGUGGGUUCGCUUCUCGCAGGCGCCUUCCAAGACGUGGCCAAUCUGGAGACCACAUUAGUGGCGGUGGCCGUGUUCCACGCGGCGUCUGUCUUCACGGUGGUUUUGUGUAUAGAGGAGAGUAUUCACGACAAGAUGCCCAGUGAGGAGGGAUAUGUGUCUGAAGACAAGAGACACGGGCUGUUUAGUAUUCAAGGUUUGAAGGAGUCGAUACGAGUGAUACUCCGACCACGAGAGGGCGGGAAGCGAACCCUGGUCCUCACGGCAUUCCUCGCCAUGUUCCUCAAUCAAACGUGUAAAGUCGGCGAGCAGGAUGUCACUGUGCUUUUUAUACAGGUUGGUCUCAGGUGUCACUGGCAUUGCUCUGUCCAAGCCAAAUGGGUUGAGAUCCGUGAAAACUCCACAAAACGACUCGAGUUCAAGAAUGUCCAGAUGAAGAUUCGGACUAGGGCUGGCUCUCAGUAA
Aplysia californica (California sea hare) is the source of this 807-nucleotide messenger RNA. RefSeq names its product proton-coupled folate transporter. Gene Ontology annotation, biological process: transmembrane transport. Gene Ontology annotation, molecular function: transmembrane transporter activity. NCBI's taxonomy places the organism in Eukaryota, Metazoa, Mollusca, Gastropoda, Aplysiida, Aplysiidae. Gene Ontology annotation, cellular component: membrane. The transcript is spliced from 6 exons. The record is from RefSeq and is a predicted model, not a curated record. Bases 1 to 807 code for a protein of 268 amino acids.